GAUUUUGCAUUCUCAAUUGAUGACUAUAAAAUAGUCCAAAUAAUCAUCAUAAAGGUGCCUUCCAAAUUUCUGCCAAAGCAUUGGAGCAGUCUUUUCGUAGGAGUGAUCCCGUUGAAUACUACUUACAAGUUAAAGUCCACGGUACUGGAGUAUCUGAUGACCCUCGCGCUUACCAUCCUCGUCUCAGUCCUCGGUAGCCUUCUCCUAUCAUGCGGGGCUUUUCACGGCUUUGGCCUCACCUGCUUUUGCUACGUCUUGGCUGGAUGCCACUAUUCUCUAAUUAAGUCAGUCCAACCGGACCCUGCUUCACCCCUCCACGGUUUCAACCGGCUAAUCGUCUACUCGCGAUCCUCAGUGUUCUGUUGUCUUUUCCUUCUCAUUGGUGGAGAUGAUGGUGGCCGUAGAGAUUCACCCACAUUAACCCUCUACGGCCUGUCCGGCUACCUCCUGUUGUCAUUUCCACUAAUAUUCCUCUUUGGACUGGUUCCGCAAAUAAACACAUUGCUAGCCUAUAUACUUGAACAAGUGGAUGUUCAUGUGUUUGGCGCGAGUGGAUCUGCCAACUUGACCUCGGCGGCACUGUCUGUUGUGCGCAGUGUUGUGGUGAUUGCGAUCUGCUUUGGCUUCUGUCAUGCGGCCGUAAAUGUAAGCUUUCGAUUUUUGUGCGGCGAAACGCCUUCAAGUAAAAUGUCGCGAAAAUGUUGCAUUUUUCUGAUUAGCUUCUUCAAAAUGACGAUUCACGACAGUGGUCCUGAUGUAUUGGGACAAGUACUUCCUCUGCAAAUGCUUAAAAGCGAUUAUCUCCAUCAGCCCCUUGACUCCAGGGUUUUCGUAGAUUUUGUCUCGAUCCUGGGCAAUUGUGUCUUCUCCACCCUGAUAUCAGCACCCUUGGAGCCUUUUGUAGGCAGUGUAUUUUUCAUCACGUCCUACGUCAGACCCAUCCGAUUCUGGGAGGCGACUCAAAGGUACUCAACUACUACCUCUCUGUAUUCCCAGCUGCGUGGCGUGUCGUUUGAGCAGGUGACGGCUAACCUAAACGCCAUUUUUUACGAGCAUUUAGCCCGGUGUCUGCAGCAGCGCCUUGCCGGAGACAUUGCUUUAGGGCGGUGGUCUGGCGGAAACGUACAGGCUGGCGACAUCUACAUUCUGGCCUCUGAGGAACAGCACUUCUUGCUGCACAUCAUCGAGGUCGGCAACGGCCUUGUCACCUUUCAAACGCGUGGCCUCGAAUUCGCGGGCACCUACUGUCAUGAGCAGGAAAGCAAUUGUCUGACGGAGCUGCAUCAAACAGAUCGUGGUUUUUGUUGCUGCACCCUGCGCAAUUUGCCUGCCUCCGUGUUGAGUCCGAAUGCCUCUGUUCGGCUUCGCUGGCUCGCCUGGCAGUUCGUUGAGAGUCAUUACACCAUCGAGGGCUACCGCCUGAUUGACCACAGCGCCGCCACCUCGCUUCAAGUCAUCGAUUUUCGUUUUUAUCUAAAAUGCUUCUGUCUGCUUUACUUCACUGCAUGGCUGCCAAAUCUCUCGAACAGACUGGCGACCCUGUCAGAUGAACUAAAUAAGCGCUUCACUGGGGACGACAAGGUAGACUUAGAUCCGACCUUCACCAAAAUCUUCGACGAAGACUUCGAUGAAACCGUUUCUGGAUUAACCCGCGCCGCCUUCGUUCGUGUUUAUGCUGAAUGGAUCCGGUACUGCCUUGCCAGGAGCACAGGGAACGAGGACGUUAGCUCGGCUGAUGAAUCCGACCUGAUGACACUGUGCUAUGCAAUCUCACUCUUGGGACGACGGUGCUUAAGUGGUGUUUCUGGCCAUCUCAAUAACACUUUGGAUACGUUUUUGCAUUAUCUGCACGAUGUUUUCAAAGGAGACGUGCAGAUCGCAUCCAAAGACGACUGGGUCUUCGCUGACUUGGACUUGCUCAAACUUGUCGUCACACCCGCCAUGCGAGUGGCCUUGAAGCUUUACCAGGACCACUUUACUUGGAACCCGUUGUCGACGAACCUGGAGCUCUACGAGGCCAUUUGGAACACGACGCGGUCGGUUGUUAUUUGCCAUGAGACCGACCCUCGAUGGCGCUCUGCUGUUCUCAACAACGCCGAGAAACUGUUCUCGUUUCGCAAAAUCGACUCAGGCACAACACAGCAGUGCUUCCGCUUCAUCAUGAUGAACAAACAAACUCUCUCGUUUCAAGUUAUUAAGCUGAACAGUGAGUGCGUGCGCGGAUUUUGGGCGGGUCAGCUGCGUGAGCAAAUAUUUCUGCGCAAUAAAAACGCCGAGCGUGGCAGCAUACAGCAUGCGAAACACGUGCUGAGGAACUUAAUCAACUCGAGUUGUGACCAACCCGUCGGCUAUCCAAUCUACGUCAGCCCGCUGCUCACGAGCUUCUCCGAGAGCCAUCACGAGUAUUGCCGCGUGGCCUGCCCGAAUCUGGUACUGCGGUGCUUGGGGGUCGGGGCUAUGCAGCGUUGCCGACGGUGGUGCCUUGGCAGUCGAGGUGGAGAUGGUGAGCCACUUUACCCAUCUCACCGAUUAACGUGCGCCGUUUCACAUUUUCAUUCAAAUGAACCUUUUUUCGUGUUUUUUAAUGGUUAUUAUUGUUGGCUGAGUACUAACCGGAAGUAA
This is a messenger RNA of Mesocestoides corti, 2622 nucleotides long. NCBI's taxonomy places the organism in Eukaryota, Metazoa, Platyhelminthes, Cestoda, Cyclophyllidea, Mesocestoididae. The record is from the annotation of a GenBank genome assembly.